AUGUCCACACUAAUUCAUCAAGACGUGUUGGACUAUCUUGCCCAACACUACUCUUCUCCAUCAAGCAAAGAACAACUAAUUGCUACGGGUACUUAUGGAGCAGUUUACAAAAUAUUGAAAAAUAAUAAUUAUAUUGCUUUGAAAAUUAUGAGACAUUCUGUGGGAUUUAAUAUUAAUGAAGCCCUCGGAGAGGCUGUUAAAAUGGCCAAAUACAAACACAAGAGACAUAUUGUUAGGAUUGAUGAGGUUUUCAUUGUGAAUGAAUGUAAAUCUGGAUUAUAUUUGUGUAUUGAGAUGGAAUUUUGUGAAUUUGGAACAUUGAGUACAAUAUUUAGAGAUUCUAAACCCUCUGAACAAGUAUUAUGUACAAUUUUGAAACAAAUAUGUCUAGCAUUGAAGGAAAUUCAAGAAGGAGAUUCAAUUGUUCAUAAUGAUAUCAAGGCAAAUAACAUUUUAGUGAGGAGUUUUGAUGGUGGGAUGAAUAUAGAUGUGGCAUUGACUGAUUUUGGGUUGUCUUUUUCAGUGGAUGGACAAAAUCAUGAUAUAAUGUCUCUGUAUCCACCACCUGAGGAAGUCGCAUCUUUUGGAAGUGAUAUUUUUACAUUAGGAGCAUGCAUGUACAAAUUAAUGAUUGACAAGUCAACUGUUUUUAGAUACGGAAAUUUCAAUUUUGCAAAUCUAUGUCAAGAUACUAAAUUUGAGGAGACAAUAAUAAGGGAUUUGUGUGAAAUUGGUCAGUAUAGUCAACGAUUGGCCACAAUUAUUAUUUCCAUGAUGAAUAAGGAGGUCAGUGCUCGACCAAAUAUUGAUACCUUAUUGAAUUGGCUGGAAACUUUAGAUGAAUCCAGCGAAAGCGUUAAAAAUGAGCAAGAGGAAUAUAUUUUGAGCUAUCACCAUCAAAAUUCGAAUAACGAGGAAUGUGAGAUAGCAAGUGAUUUUGAUAAGAAGAGACGAUUUAUGAUGGAAACCGUAAUUAGAUUAACUGGUGCUCAACACGAGAUCAGAUUAGAAACUCAAUACUUUCUGAAAAGAGAAUUUAAAAAUAUAGAUGACUCUACAUUAUUGGAAUACCAACGAAAAAUCAAUGAUUUACUUCCACUCGAACAAUUAGUUGAUAAGACAAUUUAUCAGAGAAAUAGAACAACGAAUGCAAAGUUUAAUAUCCAAUUUGCUGCUCACAAAGCAGCGGAAGAAUUUGCAGUGGUCAGUAAGAUGUUGGAAAGCUUUCAUCAAUAUUUAUUGUCACUAAAACGGUAUGGAGAAAAGGCACUUGAAUGGGUAGAGAAAAUUCAAAAACUAGAAGAUUACUAUUCUUCAUAUGCCACGAAAUUGAGAACUAUCACAAGUGACUUUGAGUUUUAUCAAUUGACAACGGAUAAGGCAAUACUAAUGAGUGAAAUGAUUGAAGGUUUUUUCUCAAUUUCACAAGAUAUGGCUCUACGCAUACUCAGUUUGAAUGAAAGAGGAGAAUCCUCUAACAGUCGACAAACCGAAAGUAAUCAUCGAGUUCGAUUCUUGCCUGAAAAGGGAGAACCUGAAAUUUAUUUUAAACCCUUUACUUCAUAUCCUCCACUUUCACCCUCUCGCGAAUUUGCUCUCAAUUGUCUCUAUCACAAAAUUCAAAUUGAAACUACUUUUACUGGACUAAUCGUUAUUGAUAACGUGAAAAAGAUGAAUUCGUAUUGGGAACAUCCAUUCUUUGUUCAAAUAUCUCAAGCUAUUGAAGGAUAUUCAGGUAUAUCACUUGUUAGAAAUAAGCUACCAUUGUGUACGAACCAUUUCUCACAACAAGUUAUUGGAGCACUCAUCACAAGUCCAUCCGAUGGAAAAUUUGAUAAUUUUAUUAUGAAAAAACUGAGUAAUGAAAAGUAUGGCCUUAUUUCAAUAGAUAAUGACGAGAUAUUCAGACCUUCUGUUCUGAAAAACAAGUACUAUAAUGUUAAAUCUUUCCUUUUUUUAUUGAAAGAAAUGAAUAAUUCAGUGGAUUCUGAAUAUAGAAUAUAUUUAGACUCACUUAUUCCUGAAAUGAUUUUACUAGAAUGGACUCACGAACUUGCUCGACAGGAAGACAAGUACAAACGACUGUGGAAUGAUCUCGAAUUUAUGAAAUGUAAAUUCGAUUCGAUAAUUUGGGAAGAUUUUGAUUUGUCCUUUUCCUCUUUCAGUGAAUCAACUGCAACAACAAUCAUGCAAAUGUUGAAAAAGAUUCAGAAUUUGUUGAAAGAAAACAAGCACUCAACCCUGAAAGAUUUAUUCUCCUCCUGUUAUCCAUUACAUAGUAAGGUGUAUGAGGAAGUGUCAUCUCAAUACGAAUCUCUCGAUGACCAAUACUAUGCAGUUCAUAACUAUCAAGAGGAAUUCACAACCACUUCUGGAGGAUCAGACGAGUGCUAUUACUUUUACGAGCAUGAUAGAAUGAAUGUUUCUGGAUGGUCGUUAUUCCAUGAGUAUAUUUUAAGCCAAGUUCGAUUGAUGAUUAAUUAUGAAGAUGCUGUACUGCAAUUCCAUUCCUUGUUAUUCAUGAAGAAUAAGCUGUCAUUAACAAACGUUCUUGUUUCACUUUCAAUAAUGAUUAAUGACAAGUUAGUGUUUAUUAGAGAUGUCAAAACGGCUUGUAAUAUUUAUGCAAUUGGAUUGAAAGAGACGUAUGCCAAUUUUUUAAAAGAAUGGAAAUCAAAAUUUCAACCAUUUUUGGAAAACAAUCCAGACCUAAAAUGGGCAUGCAAACUUGAGGAUUAUUUUCCAAGAGUAGAUUAUGAUAAUGAUGACAAGAGAUUUCCGUACAAGUUUGGAGAGAUGAGAGGAGCCUUCAUGGGUAAAAGAUAUUUAUCAAAAGAAAUGGAAAGAGCUCUCUUCAAUAAUGGAGAAUUCAUGAAAGAUAACACUUUGACAGGCAGGUCAUCUGUGAACAAAUAUCCUGCCAAAAAUCCAAUAUUCUUCUUUAAAAAAUGUCCAGAAAUGCCAGUAUUUGAACAUGCAUCCACAUUGUUCAUGAGAAUAAUGGGACUUACUGGUAUUCCUCGAUGUGAAUUUGUAAUAUUUAGCUCCCACAAGGAGAGAUUCCCAAUUUUAAUAUCUGAGGCAGUUAAUGGAUUAUUAGUGUUGGAUUUAUGGAAUGCUGGAGCAGAAAUUGGUGGAUUGGAUAGAUUUAAUACUGGAUUAUUAAUUGUUUGCUCAAUGCUUCUCAAUCCAGAAGAUCAAAAGGAAGACAAUUUCAUUUUGGCCGGAAAUCAAUUAGUACCAAUCGAUAAUGAGCAUGUUUUUCUCCCUGGAUCAGUUCUCUCCAAGACUGUUCUCAAAGUUAUUCCGCAAUUACAAACUAAGAGUUUGAUAUUUUGUGUGAAUGAAAUGAAAAAAUCAUUGCAUAGAAACUUGGUUCAACAAAUAAUCUCUAUGAAUGUAGAUCAAUUUCUUCAACAAUGGAUGGGUGAAUUAGUGGUUGUGAAUGAUAAGUAUAGUUCUCUAUUCACAAAAGAAGAAUCGGAUAAUCUUUGGGAAAAUAAGGAAGUGACCGUGAGAUUAGUUUUCAGUCCCAUCUUUAUUGAAAACCUUUUCAGAAAAUUUCAUUUACUUCAAAAGCUACUUGUUUCAUAUUCAAAAAUUACUCCAGUUGAGUUGUUAUGUAAAUUAGAACCCUAUGUAGGAGAAAUUUACAGAGAUAGUUUUGUGGAAAAGUCUGUUAAGCGCAGAUUCAUGCUUGUCACUGAUACACUUUACAAAAAGAAAAAGAUUGACAAUUCUAGAAUUUCUGUUCACUCUAGCAAGCAAAUAAUGGAAAUUAUCAACAUUGAUAGUGCAACAAUCAAGUCAGAAUCAGAGAAAUUUAACAAAGGACCUACAAAUUCAUUGGAACAAUUGAAAAUUUUACAAUCGAAUCAUUCACACAAGAAUCAAGAAAUAAUUCCUGCAGGAAAGACCAUGUCUACAAAAGAUCAAGAACAAUAUAUUAAGAAAGUAUUCACAACAACAUCCCCUGUACAAUUGGUGGCAUUGAAUUCGAACAUUCUCAAUUCACAACACAUUUCCAAUCAUUUUUUUAUUGAGAAAUUACCACUUAUUACCUCACUUGAUUUGAGAGGAUGUAAAAAUUUACAAGAGGAAUCAUUAUUCAUUUUACAAAAGUAUUGUGUGAAUGUUGAGUAUUUAAAUAUAAGUGAAUGGAAGUUGAAAAUAUUUGGUCAUUUCACUAGAAUUGAAAGAUUUGUCUUUUCGAAUGACAUUAUUGAAACAGAUAUCAAUAUUCCAAUAUUUCCCUAUUUACAAAUUUUGAUACUAGACAAUAUUCCAACUUUGAAGAGUAUUACUCUUUCGCUACCUUCACUCAUUAGUUUCCAAGCUGUAGAUGCAGAUGCUCGAUUGUCACUAUUUGCCUCUAAUUUGAGACAUAUCAAGAUUUCAUGUGUUCCUAAAUUAAUUAAUUAUCUACUGACAUUUCAAAAAGAUCUAAAGCUAGAAGGUGGAAUAGAACUUUCAAUGGAUAAUUAUGUAGACAGUAUGUCAAAAUUGGUUGUUGAUGAUCAUUUAAAUUUGUCAAAAGUAUUUUUGGAAGAAGAAUCCUUUCCACUAUUCUAUCUGACCAUUACUUGUAUGAAAUUUCGUUCGUUGAAAACUCUUUCGAUAGAAGGACGAAAAUUAUCACAACACAGUAUUAUAAUAAUUUCUCAAAUGAAGAAUUUGACCUCCCUUAAUGUUUCCAAUACUCAAAUUGAUGACCCAAUGACACAAAUAAUUAGUACCAUGUCAAAUAUCGAAAAUUUAAGCGUGUCAUAUAAUCAAAUUGGAGACGAUGGUAUUGAAUACCUUGUUUCUAUGAAAAAUUUACAACGGUUGGAUGUUAGAGGAAAUUUAUAUGGAUCUAAGGGAAGUGAAAUCCUAACUUCUCAUAAGGAACGCAUUCAAAUAUUCAUGAAUGCCAGAAUUAUCCAAGCAGACCAAAUCACCAUAAUGGAGCAAGUAAUGAAAAAAAAUGAUCGAAAAUGCUUUCAAGGAAUGUAUCAAGACAAAAUGGUUCUUAUUGAAAUGAUUGACCAAACAAAUAACUUUGAACAUUAUAAGCAACAAGAUCUAUGGCUUAGUUUGGAUCAUCCAAACAUUUCUAGACUAAUUGGAAGUGUUAAAUUGAAUGAUAGUGAAUUAUAUAUAACAGAUCUUGCAAACUACAAUCUAAAAGAAGUAAUAUCCUCUAUUUCUUUGAGCCAAAAACUCGAAUAUCUCAUAGAUAUUGCAAAAGGUAUGAAUUAUUUGCACUCUUUGAACCCUCCAGUCGCAUUCAGAGAUUUAAGGUUAUCGAAUAUAAUCAUAUCUGAGAAUGAAGAUUGUGCCAAAAUUUAUGGAUUUGAUUUGGCCACCAAUGUCCAAAAGCACAUGUCAAUAUUAGUAGGAAGCUAUGUGUAUAUUGCACCAGAAGUGUUGAAAUUGGAUGAUUAUAGUGAAAAGUGUGAUGUGUACAGUUUUGCAAUUUUGCUUUGGGAAGUAGUGAUGGGUAUUCCUACGUUUGACAGUUAUGAACCAAUCAAACAAUUCUUGAAAAGAAACUCUAAAUAUGUGAAAAUGACAAUCAAUAUUGAACAACCAACGACCUCACUUGAAAUUUUGAAAAGAAAACCUCCCUGUAUUCCCUUCCUAUUGGAUUCUGACUAUGCCAAGUAUAGUAUAACUCAUCUUGACAGUCCACCAAGAAAGUAUGUGUUUAUUCCAGAAUUAUUGGAUCGAUUUGUGAAAGAGUUCAUGUUUAGUCAAGUAGAAGAAUAUCCAGAAAAUCUUGAAACAAUCAAGAACGUUGUGUAUGGCUUAUCUGUAUUAGCUACUCGGUGUUGGGAAAAUAAUUCUAAUAUCAGACCUUCUUUUAGAGAAAUUUUGGAAAAUCUUACUAAUCUUCAUUUAUGAAACUGAUAAAUAAAUGAAGUUAUGUCAAA
Messenger RNA from Naegleria gruberi, 5915 nucleotides. RefSeq names its product serine/threonine protein kinase. NCBI's taxonomy places the organism in Eukaryota, Heterolobosea, Eutetramitea, Acrasida, Naegleriidae. The record is from RefSeq and is a predicted model, not a curated record. Gene Ontology annotation, molecular function: protein kinase activity; ATP binding; protein binding. The coding region runs from base 1 to 5886 and encodes 1961 amino acids. The transcript has a single exon. Gene Ontology annotation, biological process: protein phosphorylation.